UUGGCGGGUAGUGCGCGAAUUGAAAAGGUAAACAUGGAGGAGAACAGCUGUCCUCAGCAGCUAUCGGAAAAAGUUGAAGAGGACAAAAACAACUUUAAUGAGAAGGAAACAAAUUCUGGUCCGGAAGAGACUUCUUCACAGGUGUCGAACCCGGAAGGUGCGGAUAAACCAGCAGAGGAAACGCGCGUUCAAUACAACAGGCUAAAGCUGUUUGACAAAGUGAUGCAGAAAAGCUUAAAAAAAUUCGUAGAGAUCGCCAGUGACAAAGGAUUUGCCGCUAUGUUCCGUCCAUUGUAUAAGAAGAACCCCCAGAAGAUGGAGACCAUUCACAAGAAGUUUGCAGAGGAGCUGCAGAAAACGAUACAGGAGGACAUCAGCAGAUUAACUGAAGAAGGCAUGUUGGAGUUCAAGCUGGAUGAGCUGGACAAGCUGGAAGAUGCUGCUAAGAAUGACCUAAACCCUGCAUGGCGUCCAAGUGGAAUUCCUGAGCAAGACUUCUGCAGUUUUUUGAUGCCUUACUACCAAAAGCAGGAGGCCUUCCUGCGACUGGAGUUGAAGAAAAUCCAAGCAGAGAAUGCUGCUCUGGCUCAGAGGGUUCAGACAGGAAGAGAAAAUAUUUCUCAGACUGAACAGCGGAUUUCCACAGCUGUGGAUGAGUGGAAGGCAGCUGUUGCCGAGUUUGAGAACCUGGCUUCUUCCCUUUGUCCUGCUGAUGUCUUUAAUGUGUGAUGUUCAAUGUAGUUGUCAAUAACUGAUUUAAUUGUUUACAUCUUGUUUUUUAUGUUUCUGAAUAAAGAAAAAUACAUAAGUUCA
Molecule: messenger RNA, 813 nt
Organism: Oryzias melastigma (Indian medaka)
Lineage: Eukaryota; Metazoa; Chordata; Actinopteri; Beloniformes; Adrianichthyidae
Gene: pmf1
Product: polyamine-modulated factor 1
Exons: 5
Coding region: 34-729 (231 amino acids)
Biological process (GO): chromosome segregation
Cellular component (GO): MIS12/MIND type complex
Source: RefSeq, a predicted model, not a curated record